This is a messenger RNA of Echinostoma caproni, 2139 nucleotides long. The record is from the annotation of a GenBank genome assembly. Lineage: Eukaryota; Metazoa; Platyhelminthes; Trematoda; Plagiorchiida; Echinostomatidae.
GAAGGAACGGACUAUGCUCCCGGAGAUGUACUUCAAGGACAUGACAAUUAUGUUACCGCACUCGCUGUUUACACACCCCAGGAUCCCGUGGACCACUUAAUCUACACCGGCUCCAAUGACAAACUUAUUCGAGCUUUUUCAUUCGGCCAUGGAAGUCCCAAGUUCGUCCUUAAGGGUCAUUCGGACACAGUUUGUGGAAUCAGCGUGGACAAGUUCAAUACACUAGUUAGUGUAUCGUGGGACAAGACCGCGAAAGUUUGGAAGAAUGGAAAGUGCUUAUCUACGAUUAAAGGUCACGAAUCCGCCGUGUGGUGUGUGCUUUAUAUCGCCGGCUCAGAGUUGGAGUUUGAAAUCGCGACGGGAUCCGCAGAUCGUUCAAUCCGCCUCUGGAAAGUCGUCUUAUCCCCUGACCAUUCAGAGGCCAGUUUUUCUUUGGUUCGUUCCUUCCUGGGCCACGCUGAUUGCGUUCGAAGUUUGGCGGCUCUGGACCAGCAUCGAUUUCUCUCUGCCAGUAAUGAUGCCAGUAUCCGUGCCUGGGAUUUGCGAACAGGCACUUGUGUCGGGGAGUUUUACGGACACACAAAUUUUGUGUAUAACGUAGCCACCCAAGUCGGUGUACCGGUGUUUGUCUCCUCCGGAGAAGAUCGUAGUGUGCGCGUGUGGUCUAUACCAGGAGAGCAGGAGUGGGCCGAAGGUAGACAGUUCAAUGCUCUACAAUCCAUCCCACUCCCUUGUCAAUCUGCUUGGUGUGUGACUUUGUCAUCGAAGGGUGAUAUCAUAGUGGGUGGCAGUGAUUCUAUCAUUCGUUUAUUUUCCUCCGAACCUACACGCCAAGCCUCAGCUGAUGCGAUUAAAACAUAUGAGGCGGAAUUGGCCAGUUCGGAAAUCCAGGCACCAAACGCUUCGGACAUGGGCGAUCUUAAUAUGGACAAACUCCCGGGGAUCGAAGCUCUGCUGUGUCCUGGCAAGCGUGAAGGACAAGUCAUUAUGAUCAAACAAGACAAUCGGAUACUGUGUUAUCAAUGGUCCAUGGCUGAGUCACGCUGGAUGGAAAUUGGUGACGUAGUCGGAGCACAAAGCCCCAACGCGGCCAUGUUCGAAGGCAAGGAGUAUGAUUUUGUCUUCACAGUGGAUAUUGCAGACCAUCUUCCUCCGUUGAAGCUACCCUACAAUCGUUCACAAGAUCCGUGGUUUGCCGCCCAAGAAUUUCUUCAGAGAAAUGAUUUACCAGCGGAUUACUUGGAUACCGUGGCCAACUUUAUUAUACGUAAUGCUGGACCGCUGAUCAGUCCACCCACCACAAGCCAAUCUGAAUAUGUGGAUCCAUUUACCGGAAGUAGUCGGUACAUUCCCGGGGGAGGUUCACAGACGACCGCUCCUCCCCAGGAGCCACUGGAAACGUACUUCCCCGCUGAUUCUUUUAUUCCGCUCAAGAACAUCAGUCUAGCUCCUUUGUUAGAUAAAAUCUUCCCGGUGCUCGAUCUUUUACGCUGUUUGGUCUUUUGGCGCCAAGCUUGUCGAGUUAUCCUGUCACCAAACCACUGGUCACGAAUUUCCGAAGUCAGCUUGAAUCAUCCGGAUACUCCACCAGCGAACUUAUUACUAGUACUUCGUCUGAUGUCUAACGUGCUGGCCGCGGAUGGUCCCGGAUACUUGAAAUCCUCAGGAACCUAUGAUUCAGAUGCACUGAUUACUGUGAUCAACUGGGCACCGUCAAUGGGACAGUUUGUUCAGAAUAGCAAGUUCGAUUUCACCACCCGCAAACCGCACCAGAUCGCUUUCGCAACCCUGAUACACAAUUUGACUGUACUGAGCCACCGAUUGAGCGCCUGUCCUGUGGCAUCCACCAGAAUACCUCAUUUGAUCACCAUACCCGGCACAGCUCUGCUUACUUUGACCAAUCCCGAAGGUGACACGCCGGAUGAAGAGUUGCAGAAAACGCGUCGGAUCCGUUUUGUUGCAUCGGCCGCUGUCGGGAUUCUGUUACAGGACGUGGACACCAAAUCCAUGGAUGAAGUCGAGUCUGAAUUGAUUGCAUGGGAACGUGCGCAAAAGGUGUUUCGCUAUUGGGCCGACACACCAGCCGCGUUGCCCAAAGUGCGUUCGUGUGCGGCUGCGUUGCUUCGACUUCUAGAGUGA